AUGAAUGAAGUUUUAUUAAAUAAUGAAUUUUUUAUUGAAAUUAAACAAUGUCCAAUAACAUCAAUAAUUUUAAUUAUAAAUGUUUUAAUAUGGUUUAAUCAUUUCGCUUAUGAUAUUAGUACAGAAAAGGUAUCAUUUAAUUAUAAGGAAAUAAUUGGAGGACAAUAUUGGAGAGUAAUUUCUUCAACAUUUUCACAUUCAAAUAUAAUUCAUUUAAUAUUAAAUUCUAUAUCAAUAUGGAAUACAAGUAAAAUUGAAAUUAUUAAAGGCUCCUACUACUACUUUAAAUAUAAUCAUUAUAUUGGCUAUUCUUGUGUAUGUUUUGGGUUAUUAGUAAUAUAUAUUAAAUUAAUAACAAAUUCAAUAAUAUCCUACUAUCCUUUUUUAUGUUUAAUAUAUUCUUGCUUUAUGAUUAAAAAUGCUUCAAUUAUCGGUCACUUUAAUGGAAUUAUCAUUGGAGCUUUAAUUAAUAUUGAUUUAUUUGAAAAAUAUUUACCAAUAAAUAAAAACUCAUUUUAUGUAAUAACAUUAAUAAUCUUUAUUUGUUUUAUAAUAAAUCUAUAUAAAACAUUACCAAAUUUAACAAUUUUCAAAUUUAAUAAUAAUAAUAAUAAUAACAAUAAUGGUAAUAUUAAUUUUUUAAAAUGUUUUCCUUAA
Messenger RNA from Dictyostelium discoideum AX4, 657 nucleotides. RefSeq lists its product as hypothetical. The coding region runs from base 1 to 657 and encodes 218 amino acids. Gene Ontology annotation, molecular function: serine-type endopeptidase activity. The record is from RefSeq and is a predicted model, not a curated record. Gene Ontology annotation, cellular component: membrane. The transcript has 3 exons. Lineage: Eukaryota; Evosea; Eumycetozoa; Dictyosteliales; Dictyosteliaceae.